GCACAAUGUGAAGUCUCUCUCCGCUCAGAGGCUGUCCGCUGUCCUCUCUGCUCUUUUCUUGGCAGCGUCUCGUGGAGCGUAACGCGAGGAGGUCUCGGGGAGCAUCCGCGGUGCAGCGCGGCGCGGCGCGGCGCGCAUCGUCCUCGGCCGGCGAAAACCGAAACAACACAAACAACAACACAAACUCUCUGAUUGUGGAAUUUCAAAGCUACUGAGCUUCGGCCCGUUAGUCGUCCCAUCCUUUUUUUUUUUUCUUCUUCUUCUUUUUUUUUUUAAGGACGGAGAGACGCACGAGGACGGAGCGUCAACACGCCGCCGGACCACAGAGCGAACAUCUUCUUCUUCUUCUUCUUCUUCUUCUUCUUCUUCUUCUUCUUCUUCUUUGGGCUUCUGGUGAGGACCAGAGUUGCAGUGAGCGAUGGUACCCGCUCACUAGAGCCACAAACAACGCGUCUAUACGGACACUGGAAUUACAAUCAAAGCAGUUUAAUGAAGAGGAGAAAGAGAAAUCUGCAUCUUAAAACAAAUUAGAAUUCUUGUAUUCAAGGGGGAGGAUUCUCAAGCAACUGGAUGAGAGUCUCAUUUGCCCUCGGCAACUAAAGAUGAUGUUACCAUGGAAACAAAUUGUUCUGCUAUCAAUCACCGGAUGCCUUGCAGCCUGUACAGAGGAUGUCAUAUUUCAAGGGCCAAGAUGGAGGACGGAGCCGAGCGACCUCAUUUUACCGAUCAACUCCCCGGACCAGCAGGCCACCGUCACGUGUGGGGCAGAAGGGAGCCCUCCCCCGCAGUACAGAUGGUCACUAAACGGAACACUCAUUGAUCUGGGGAAUGACUACCGGCGUCACAUGACUGGGGGCAGCCUGAUCAUUAGCAACCUGGACAAGGACCAAGACACCGGGGUGUACCAGUGCACGGCCUUCAACACGUGGGGGUCCAUCCUCAGCCGCAGAGCCAGCCUACAAUUUGCAUAUCUCGAUAACUUCAAAACUCAAGCGGUGAGGAGCGCUGUCAACGUCCGCGAGGGCCAAGGAGUGGUUCUCCUGUGUGGACCGCCUGCACACUCUGGAGGCCUGACAUUUGCGUGGAUCUUUAACGAGUACCCGCACUUCGUCCAGCAAGACAGCCGUCGAUUCAUCUCUCAGGAGACCGGGAGUCUGUACAUCUCAAAAGUGGAGUCUUCAGAUGUUGGCAACUACACCUGUGUGGUUAACAACUCUGUGACGAGGGAGAAGGUGCUCAGCUCUCCCACUCCGCUGGUCCUCAGAAAUGACGGAGUAAUGGGCGAAUAUGAACCCAAAAUAGAAGUUCAUUUCCCCGAUUCAGUUCCAGCUGCGAAGGAAUCGGUGGUGACACUGGAAUGCUUCGCUCUGGGAAACCCCGUCCCAGAAAUAAGCUGGAGGAGGACCAGCGGUAUCCCUUUCCCCAGCAAAGUGAAGAUGAAGAAUUCAAACGCCGUCCUUGAAAUCCCCAAUUUCCAGCAAGAGGACGCGGGGAUGUACGAAUGUAUGGCGGAGAAUCGGCGGGGCAAAAAUGCCGCGCGGGGUCGUAUUUCAUUCCAUGCUAAACCUCACUGGCUCCAGACAAUAACGGACACGGUGCUGUCCAUCGAGGAGAACCUCUUUUGGGAGUGCAAGGCCAACGGAAAGCCCAAACCGUCCUACAGCUGGCUGAAGAAUGGGGAGCAAGUGACGCCUGAGGGCCGGAUACAAAUCGAAAACGGGGCCCUCUCCAUAGCCGUGGUAAACCUGUCAGAUUCCGGGGUGUAUCAGUGUGUGGCUGAAAACAAACAUGGCAUUAUUUAUUCCGGUGCCCAACUAAUGGUGUUAGCUUCGCCCCCCAGUUUCUCCAGAAGUCCAUUAAGGACCCUGCUAAAAGCUCGCUCAGGCAGCGAAGUCACUCUUGAAUGCGAGCCCCAGGCCUCACCCCCAGCAAUUACCCUGUGGAAGAAAGGGAACGAGAUCCUGCAGAGAAGCGAAAGGAUUACUUUGCUUCCCAAUGGGACGUUGAAGAUCGCCAAUGUAACCAGACGGGAUGCGGCCAGCUACACGUGCGUCGCCAAGAAUCAGUUUGGGACGGCGAGCACCACCGGGAGGCUGCUCAUCACCGAACCCACCAGGAUCACCAUGAGGCCCACUAACAUGGAGAUUAUUGUUGGCGAGAGCAUCGUGUUACCCUGCCAGAUUGCCUGCGAUCCAGCUCUGGAUGUUUCUUUCUCGUGGGCAUUCAACGGCCAGCUCGUCGACUUCCAGCGAGACGGCGAUCACUUCGAAAGAGUGGGCGGGAGUAUAUCAGGGGAUCUGAUGGUUCGUAAUAUCCAGCUGAACCACGGUGGGAAAUACGUCUGCGUUAUUGACACGGAUGUGGAGAGCCUGUCCACCUCUGCCAUCUUGGUUGUCAAAGGUCCGCCAGGUCCUCCGGACAAAGUAGCAGUGGAGGAGAUCACAGACAGCACCGCUCAGCUUUCCUGGACCCCCGGAAGGGACAACGGCAGCCCCAUCACCGGCUACAUCAUCCAGGCCCGCACGCCUUUUACCGUGGGCUGGCAGGCUGUUGACUCAGUGCCGGAGGUGGUCAACGGGAACACGCUGACGGCGACGGUGGUGGGUCUGAACGCCUGGGUGGAGUACGAGUUCAGGGUGGUGACCCGCAACAUCGUGGGCCUGGGAGAGCCCAGUCCGGCCUCAGCCAAGACCAGGACAGAGGAUGCCAUUCCCGAUACAGCUCCCACUGAUGUCGAAGGUGGAGGCGGUACAAAGACUGAAUUAGUGAUAACAUGGGAGCCUGUCCCCGAGGAACUGCAGAACGGAGAGGGCUUCGGCUACAUCGUCGCCUUCCGGCCCGUGGGCACGGUCACGUGGACGCGAGCGGUCAUCUCCACGCCCGGCGUGGCGCCCUACGUCUUCCGCAACGACACCAUCCCGCCCUUCGCGCCGUUCGACGUGAAAGUGGGGGCGUACAACAACCGCGGGGAGGGGCCCUUCAGCUCCAUCGCCACCGUGUACUCGGCGGAGGAGGUCCCCAGCCUGGCUCCUAAGAGGGUUCGGACUAGAAGUGUGUCUGCAGUGCAAAUUGAAGUGAUCUGGGAAGCGCUCCCCGUCAUCGCGGAGAGAGUGCUUGGAUAUGAGGUUGUGUACUGGGAAGACGACACCAAGCCCGACACUGUGGGCAAAGUGCGCAUAUCUGAGAACUACAAGCUGGUGAACGUCACCGGGCUGCGAGCCAACACAGUCUACUACCUCUGUGUGGCCGCGUUCAAUACGGCUGGGCCCGGGCCGCAGUCGGCGGCCAUCAACGCCACCACAAAGAAACCACCUCCAGAUCGUGCUCCGCUCAACAUACAAUGGACCAUGAUUGGCUCCACACUCACGAUGCACUGGGAUGCUGUGGUAGCUAUGGAGACGGAAUCGAGGGUCACUGGAUAUUUAGUGGUGCUGAGGAGACACCGCUACAACGACAUCAACGCCAUCCCGACCAACAAAACCACCGUGGAGCUCAGCCUCUCCGCCAACGACAACUAUCUCAUUCAGAUCAAGGCCGUGAGUGAGGGCGGCGAAGGUGUGGGCAGCGAACCCAUCCACAUCCAGAAAUUAAGCAUGGGAGCGCGGGGCUCGGGAGCGAUCCGCCUCAGCCCAUUGUGCCUCUCUGCGGUCCUCAUCGGUGCCCUGCUCUGCUCCGCUUGGUGAUGUCUAAUCGGAGCCUACAGAGCGCCCUCCCCCCCCUCCCUCCACCCCACCCCCACCCCACCCGUCAGCCUGUCCACUGGACUGGCACGAGGCCCAGGCUUUCAGUGGCCAGGACUGGGAGAGACUGGAAAGGACCGGACUCCACCGAACUCUUUAAAGGGACCACGCCACCUUUUUUUUUUUUUUUUAAAGAACCAUCAGAUUUAUUUUUUUUGCCUGCAUGAUACCUUUCAGUAUUUCUUCCUGCGUCAUAAGUGCCAUUGUAGGUUUCAUUUUCUUUUUUUUUUAGAAGUUAUGACGUCUACACGACUUAAUCUUCUUAGUAUCUUUUGGAGAUACUAAUGCCUUAAAAAAAAACUAUUUUACACGUAUAGUCCAUACCAAAGUAGGUGAUAGGCUGCUUGCUUUAUGGUUUCUUUAAUACUCACAAUCAUGUAUCGCCCUCUCAACAGGUGAUUACCUACAAUAGUUGACUUCAUCCAUAUGUUAUUGUCUCAAAAAUGAAAUAUAAACUAAACCAGUUCCAUUGACAGAACAUCAACUAAUGUCUUUAUCACACAUCAUAUUUUGCAGCUUUUGCCAAAAGAAACACCAAUUGUAGGCUUAAAAAAAGACUGACGGAUAUACAAAAGAUGCAUAGCAAAUUGAUCAACUGUGCCUCAUCCCACUUUUCUCUGCAAACUGAAAUAAUAUUAGGUCUGUUGGAGAACCACAGUCUCCUGAGUACAAGGCCCUCCCUACAAUAAUCUGAUAGAUCUUGGCAUUCUGCCAUCUCUUGCUCCUCUAAAUAAUAAAUGCCCAUCACACUCCGCGUUCUCAGUCUGGCUUAAAAAGCCGGGGAUUGCAGAAGAUAGAGACGUGUGGUGUCAGAUCCCGUGUGCGCUGUUCCUCCUCCACAUUUAGACAACCCCCGUUCUAGAUGCGUAUACCAUAUCACAGGAACAUAUAACAUGUAAACACCCCAGAUGACCAGCUGGCCCAGUGCACAAUACACUUGCAGCAUAACAGUGCCUUCACGAGAGCUCACUUAUUUCUCUCUUUCUUUCCUUUUCAAAUAGCUUAGGGGGAAAGAAUCAUGUUGCAGAAGAAGGCAUUGUUUGCUGUUCUCUUUCUGAAGAUGUUUGUCAGGAAGGCGAGGAAACUCAGAAUAUAUAGAGGGAGCCUGUUAUUGGAGAGGCUAUGUUGAUUAAAUUUUCAUUGGAACAAGCACCGGGUUUACCUUCGACUAAAAGGGUUGGAAGCUUUAGGAAAGCCGCAAUGGAUUGAGAUAUACGGCAGAAAUUUCGGUCCCAGUAUUUAUGGCCUCUGGUUUAAUAAAUGUAUGACUCCAUCCGAAGCAUAAUUUAUGGGCUAUUAAGGCAUCAGAAUAAUUGAAGCCAAUACUGCGGUGAGAGUGCCCUGACUGGAAAUGGAGCGAAAGGCACGGCUGACAUUCUACCCCAACCCCAUCACCGCCCAUUGGACACACACCAGACUGAACAGUAACAAAAGAGCGCUGCUACUCUGCUGAGGGGGAGCUACUUUUCACGCCCUUUGUAUCAUGUGGAUGAGUCUGUCAAAAACCAGCCCGAGAAAGGCGUGAUUACUGGGAUCCUGGCGGUGUUCGUUCGUGGACGUGGAAGGAUACAGUCAACUGAACUGUUACACAUUACUGUGCCUUUGCCGAACAUGGGGCUGUGUACGGCCAUUAGCUCGGAGGCUGUCGUCGUCUGUAUUUUGCACUCUCUUAUUAUCCCACCACCCUUGCUUCCCCAAAGUCGAACGAAAGCACAAGGAAUUGAUGCAAGGUGACUGGAUGUCCUCACUUAGCCGCCUGAACAGGUGUGCGGUCCCCAGGGGUGUCGUAAAACGUCCAAGCGGCCGACAUAAUCAAGCUGUCUAUCUGCUCCUCCGUCGGUUUCAUAAAGCUCUGUGCUCUUUGAUUAGGUCGCUGCAGACCAGUCAAUGAGAUAUGGAUUUUCUUGCCCCAAUAUUACAGCUAUCACAAUUCAGCUGCUUGAUUGACUUAUGGCCGGCAUCUCAUUGCACUCGUUCUGUUGUGCUACAGUUAAUUGAUGUUUGAGAACUCCUAUACGAGUGGACAACUUAAAAUCCAUCAUUUUUCUGUUGUGUUUCCGUUUGCUAUUUUACUAGAAAUCUCACUGUAUUUGCGCACAUUUUUUUCCGCACAUUUCUUGAAAAGUAUUUUGUAGUGCAGUGGUAGAUUGUGAUUUUGCAUUGGAGCAGUGACCUGAAAAGUGAUUGGCUGGUUGAUUUGUUCCACAUCGAAGUAUAAAUACUGUAUCUUUCUUCCCAACAGCAUCAAAGCUCAGUCACACCAGCAUUUUCAGUUACAGGAGCCUGAAAUCUCCAGACUCAAUCAGUUCAUGUCAACGGGCCGAAGUAAAUCUGUGUCCAUUCCUUUGUGACGUAACCAUUAGCAAAGCGUCUUGACAAACCGGAUCGUCCAAAAUGGAGGUAGCUAAUGUAGCUCACCAGUUUGAGACAGGUUUUGAUGGUGCAAAUAUGUGGAAUAAACUGUGAAAACCUUAUUUCCUGUUAUAUACCAAGCUAAUGAGCAACACUAAGCUGGCUCGCUUGGGUAAUUUGUCUUUUUAAUGAACAAAAAGACUGACUAGCACUACUAGCAUGUCCCUGCUGUCUAUCGUUUAGCCGUUAGCGCCCUAGCUACGCUAGUUCACAAACGAGCCCUGCGAGAAUUCAUGACGUCACCGAGCCUCGAGCAAUGCCCGUUUCACAGGGACGUGCGGUCGCUGUGCCAAUGUCUGGUGUGACCGGGCCUCAAAGCAGCUUGUGUGUGCAAAUACUUGAUCCAAGUGGUGUUAAUAUUUCCGUUAUUAUUCAAAUAAGGUAACCUCAUCGCAAGGUGGCAGACUCGUAGGUUAUUAAUUAAUUAAUGUGUGGCAGUUUCUCAAAGCUUUCUUAAUUUUUACAUAGUUGUAAUUCAGCCUAAUUUUUCUUACCUCUGCUCAUAUUCACAUAAAAAAACAAAGCUAUUGUUUCUGGCCUUGUGCUUUAAUACAUACAACAAAGUACAAUCGAAUGGAAGUGAAGGCAGUGAUUAUAGGUAUCAGCUGAAAUGAUUGAAGUAGACUGAUCACAGAACAGCAACAUAUCUAUUUAUAUCCACAAGGUCUAUUAUGUUAGGUUGGUUUCUGUGGUUGUUGUUGCUAGAAAGGAGUGUACCUGGUGUUGUGUAAAUAGCUUGCAUAUAUUUUUUAAACAUGGUCAUCAAAGAUAAACCUUACUGCUUUUUAUAUAGUGUGUUCUCUGACCUUAAUACUGGUGUAUUAAUCAAUGAUCUCUGUGAGAUACUGACAUGUAGAGUGGCAUUUUCAUAUUGAAAAGUAACUGUUUUGUCUUGUAUACUAAAAUGGUGCAUGUUAAUCAUUGUUUGUGACUUUGUGUUGAAUUCUUUUCUAAAACUAUAACUUAAUAAAAAUGUUUAUUCCAGCC
Cyclopterus lumpus (lumpfish) is the source of this 7139-nucleotide messenger RNA. RefSeq names its product contactin 3b (gene cntn3b). Gene Ontology annotation, molecular function: protein binding. The transcript is spliced from 23 exons. The record is from RefSeq and is a predicted model, not a curated record. NCBI's taxonomy places the organism in Eukaryota, Metazoa, Chordata, Actinopteri, Perciformes, Cyclopteridae. The coding region runs from base 603 to 3683 and encodes 1026 amino acids.